This is a messenger RNA of Sorex araneus (European shrew), 2237 nucleotides long. It is a transcript of the gene JPT2, whose product is annotated as Jupiter microtubule associated homolog 2. Lineage: Eukaryota; Metazoa; Chordata; Mammalia; Eulipotyphla; Soricidae. The coding region runs from base 47 to 598 and encodes 183 amino acids. Gene Ontology annotation, cellular component: nucleus. The transcript has 5 exons. The record is from RefSeq and is a predicted model, not a curated record.
CGCGGGGCCGUCGGGCAGAGCGGCGGCGCGGGAGCGGCUGGGAGACAUGUUCCGGGGCCCGGAGAGCGCGGACGGUGCUGCGGGCUCCAGGCCCACGCAGCCCCCAGGAGAAGAAAGUGGCCCAUGUGGCAGCACAGCAGAAGCCACUCCAGCAAGUCGGCCCAACAGGAUGGCGUCGAAUAUCUUUGGGCCCACUGAGGAGCCUCAGAGCCUCCCGAAGAGGACCAACCCCCCAGGAGGGAAAGGAAGCGGCAUCUUUGAGGCACCAGCACCCCUGCAGCCUCGACAGCGCUUGAAUCCACCAGGGGGCAAGACCAGCAACAUCUUUGGGUCCCCCGUGGCUGCUGCUGUGCCCUUGGCACACCCCAACAAACCCAAGGACCAUGCAUUCAUGUGUGAAGGUGGUGAGCCGGAGCCGGAGCCAACAGCUGCAGCCAACUCGGCCCCUGGAGAAGCGCCUGGUCAGGCAGCAGACAACGCAAGCCCUGCACCCACGCCCGAACUCGACAGCCACGAGCCCAGGCUGGGGCCCCGGCCACGCUCCCAUAACAAAGUCCUCAAUCCACCUGGAGGCAAAUCCAGCAUCUCCUUCUACUGAGGCCAGAAGCCCAUACUCCCUCCCCUGACCCAGACCUCACCUUUCAGAUGCCAGUGCUCCUGCUGUCAUUAUUGGGGGCUCGACCUCAUUAUAGAUGUUGAAGCCCAUUGGCUUCCCUGGUCUCCACCUCCACCUCUCCGCAGGCCCCAGCGUGAAGACCAGGGCUGGUGUGAGUGGGGGCCGGGGUGGCACAGCCUCAGUAGCACUCGGUGCUGUGGGGAGGGGCAGGCCAAAGGCAGGACCGUGGGGGUCUCUUGGGCGGCCCCCAGAGCCCAUGCUAGCUGCUGACCUCUGCACAUUGUUCUCCUGAGCCAUGGCCACUCACUCCAUCUGUUACUUUGCAUUGUAGCGGUCAGCAAAAGCCUAGCUGCUGGUCCCCUGGCCUGGUGCUGCAGAGGCCACCCUCUUUCCCAAGUGCCCCUGCCACUGGGCAGUGUAGCGCAGCCCCCACAGACUGGGUCUCUUUGAUGGUGGGAAGAAGCCAUGCUCUGGAUUGAACCCUCAAGGACCAGCUUCAUUUUGGGCUCAGGUGUCUCAUGCCUUUCUAGAAAAACCCCUUACUCAGGUACACAGAGAAGGGGAGGUUUGCUCAGGCUGCCCUGGGCCAUAGUCAGUGGGCCCCCACCCAGGAGGCCAUGGCCAGUAGACAGAGGCCUCCAUUUGGCGGACGGGAUUGCUUUCAUCUUCCAAAAGUGCCUCCAGUUGUGCUUCCCAGCAUUCCCAAAGCGGUCUGGUGGCCUGGCCGGUGAAACGGAGUGCCCCAAGCCACAGCCCGGCCCACCAUCAAGCCUGGUGCAGUUGGAGCUGCACCCAUGGGCAGCCUGUCUCCUCUCUGACAAGUCACGUGUUCCAAGUGAUUUCCAGGUGCUUCUGUUUUGUCCAGAGCAUUUUCAGGUGUCUGAGACCACCACACACUAGUUUCAACUUGGGACAUGGGGAUGCAGUCACAAGCUAUUGAUUCUAACUUUUCUUUCUUUUUUGGUUUGUUUUUGUUUGGGGGCCAUACCUAUUGGUUCUUAGGGGUUACUCCUGACUCUGAAUUACUCCAGGCAGUGCUUGGCGGAUCAUAUGUGAACCCAGAUUGGUCAUGUGCAAGGCUAAUGCCCUACCCACUGUGCUAUUGUUCCGGCCCCUAACUUUUCUUAAACACAACAAAAUGAUUAGGGGAUUCUAGAUUGAUCAAGACUCCUAACUCCUGCUGGCCUUACGGCUCCCCUGUCCCCGCGCCCCCCCCCCAUACACACAUUUAUUUUUCUAGUUACAUGAGAAAAAGUUGGCUCUCUGCACUGGCUGGGGUAGCCAUGGAAAUGGGGUUUGGAGAGGGAAUGAAGAAGGCGCGAGCUGGAGCCAGUGUCCAGCUGCCACAGGUAGGCCUCCCCCACUGCCGGGAGCCCUGUUCUGUCACCACCGCAUCAACCUUGUUGCUCCUUGGUUUUAUUAAGCCUUAAAACGUGUUCAUAGAUUUGGUGCCAACUCUUUAAGAACUAUACCAAAAACAAACCUGUGCUGUAAUCAGUAUAAUUUUGAUAGGAACAUCUUAUUUUUACAUUUUGUAAGCGUUGACUUUUUACAUGGCAGAAUUGGGUGAAACGGUUGAAAUAAACGUUGCAGUCGCUUCCUGGCUGCCUGGUCCAUGUGU